UCUGCCCCCUUCUUACCACACUCCCUUUCCCCCACCCCACCUUUGCUGUGGGAUCGUCACUUGCCUUUAUCAGCGGAUAUGCCCCUUGCGCUGCGAGCCAUGCGGUGAGCAGAACCUUGUCGCCCUGUGUACGAUUCUGUACCACUCUGUGUCGCAUUUCUGAAGGGGGCCGACGAAACGCUAUCACGCCCUUGAUUUCUCCACCGACUCUGUCGUCUCCCUUGAUAUCAUCCGCUCCAAGAUGAGGCCACCGGAGAUGUCCCAUUCUCCCGCCUAUUACCAGGACCAGGACCAUCGCGUGACGGCAUAUCUCCACGAUUCGACUCCGGCUCCUGCGGCCGCACAUCUUCCACCGGAGCCCCCGUCAUUGCCUAAUCCCCGGCAUGAUCUCCGUCAUCCGGAACUCAAUUCGGGCGAGAAUACCAUACCCAACGCUUAUCCCCCCGAUUCAUGGGAUAAUACCUACUCUCGGCAUCCCCAUCGACAUUCUCAACAAGCCCAUAAGCCUCCCCACCGUCAACCUCCGGUGGAGUCCAUCUAUCCGGAUCCUGAAGUGUCGGCCGUGGCCCCGAUGACUGGUGGAGCGGCUCGUAAAGAAGAGCGUGGCCGGAGGAGUUGGACGGAUCAUUCGUCGUAUAUGUCGAGCGACAAUCAUCAUCUCGGAGUAACCCGCCUUCAGAAACGAGCGAUUCAUACGGAAGAACCCUUGGCGGACGAUAGUCAGGAUGCCCUGCUGAUGCUGUUUCGAUUAUCCAUCCCGGUCCCCAUCUUUUCUCUUUGCGCAUCCUUAUAUACCGUCUUCGGGUUACUCUUCGUUCUUCUCGUCUCGCCUUUCCGCAUUUGUCCCUGCAUCCCAUACCUUCGAUCAACAUCACUUCGCGAGCAGUUGUGCCAUCUUCUGGUACCUCAAUUGCAUAUUCAUGAGCGAUUAGUUCGUUUGCGGGGUCCCGCCACUCGAUCGGUAUACAAUGACGCCGAUGGGUCAUCGGUCUCAGAUCCGAGCGAACACUAUUCCAUUUUUGGGUUGAUUGCGGUCCUCUUGCUAUCAUCACUACUUUCCAUCGCAUUUCUUCUCCUUGUCUGGACCGCAGCCUUUUUCUGGGUUUUCGCCAUGGUACUUGGCAACCCCGAUGGCACCGAACGCAAAGACGACGGCCGUGCUGCCGUACUCGGUGUUUGUCGAUGGUGGCAGAUAUGGCUACGCAAGGCCCGAAAACCGCCUCGCGAAUAGCCUGUCUGUAAAUUAUCCUUGUUGCCGUUUCCCACUUUGAUUCCGUUCUUUGUUAUUAAGCGUGAUCCCGUCUUGGCUAUUGGACUCUUUUCGAUGUUGACAUGAUACCAAUAUGUGGGAUAUGUGGAAUGAUUUUUGAGGGGCAUGUUUCUUUAUAUAUCUUUUUGUUUCGCCUUCUCAUUGAUUUGAUGAGAUACUUCAUGUGUACAGGAGUUGGGUUGGUCGCAUAGGCGCCAGGAGCGGUUUUUAUUUUUUGGUUACUUUUUUGUUUUCUCCUUU
Molecule: messenger RNA, 1510 nt
Organism: Aspergillus pseudonomiae
Lineage: Eukaryota; Fungi; Ascomycota; Eurotiomycetes; Eurotiales; Aspergillaceae
Exons: 3
Coding region: 242-1231 (329 amino acids)
Source: RefSeq, a predicted model, not a curated record